This is a messenger RNA of Lolium rigidum, 1215 nucleotides long. RefSeq names its product transcription factor MYB20-like. The coding region runs from base 67 to 987 and encodes 306 amino acids. The transcript has 2 exons. The record is from RefSeq and is a predicted model, not a curated record. Lineage: Eukaryota; Viridiplantae; Streptophyta; Magnoliopsida; Poales; Poaceae.
CUACUCCAUCACAAUUCACAUCAACUCGCCACGUAGUACCUACGAGCGAUCAGAGGUGAGAGAGCAAUGGGGAGGCAGCCGUGCUGCGACAAGGUGGGGCUGAAGAAGGGGCCGUGGACGGCGGAGGAGGAUCAGAAGCUCGUCGGCUUCAUCCUCGGCCACGGACAAUGCUGCUGGCGCGCCGUGCCCAAGCUCGCCGGGCUGCUGCGCUGCGGGAAGAGCUGCCGGCUGCGGUGGACCAACUACCUGCGGCCGGACCUCAAGAGGGGACUCCUCUCGGAGGACGAGGAGAAGAUCGUCGUCGACCUGCAUGCCCAGCUAGGCAAUAGGUGGUCCAAGAUCGCGUCGCACUUGCCAGGGCGGACGGACAACGAGAUCAAGAACCACUGGAACACGCACAUCAAGAAGAAGCUCAGGAAGAUCGGCAUCGACCCGCUCACACACAAGCCACUCCCGGACGCUUCUCCUCGGCACCAGCCGGAGCAGAAGCUCCCGGCUCCGGAGGAGAAGCUUCCGGUUCCGGAGGAGAAGACGGAGACGGUGGCAGACCAGAGAGACGAGCGCGAGGAGCAGAUCAUCCUGACCAAGUCACCCGGUUUCUGCACCGACGAGGUGCCGAUGCUCCUCCCCGACGAGAUGGUGGUGCCAUUGCGCGACCCACCUCCGCCUCUGGCGCCACCGGCGUCCUCAUCAACGAUGUGCACCGCCGUCUCCACGCCGACCACGUCCUACUGCUCCUCCUCGGCGUCCACCGGCUGUGAAGACGACACCCUGUUCCCGAUCGCGGAGUGGCCGGACACCGCGUACCUGAUGGGGCUGGACGACGACAUGAUCGCGGCGGCGUCGGCAUCUUGGGAGGACUGCCUGGCGCAGCCACCGCUACAGCCGUUUGCAGAGGACACCUUCGGCGCGUACAUGUACCAGAGUAGCAGUAGUGCUUCGUUCGACCAGCAGGAGGCGAUAUGGAACAAGCUGGAGCUCUUCUAAUUUACUAACACACCCCGCUCAACUAAAUUUUACAGUGUUUAAUUUGUAACUAAUACCACUGCGUUUUCUGGUUAGCUCUAGUAAUUAGUACUACUAUGAACCUGAAUAGUAGUGCAGUGCGAUGUGCUUAUCUUCGUUUUACAGAAUUCGCUUACUAGCCUAGACUGCUCGAGAGAAGCACAAUACCAACAACUGAAGCUAGGAGAAAGACAGGGAGUGUUUAUCUUC